AUGGAAACCAAAACCGAUGUGGAAUCACAGCCCACGCAAGUCAAUUCCCCGCACGACUCGGAUACAGAGGAACCUAUCAAGCCACAACCACCAACGGGCUACACCAUCCAAUUUUGGCGCAAAUGUCUCAUCCUAUUCAUCGUCAGUUGGAUGACUCUCGCGAUCACAUUUUCUAGUACCUCAUUAUUACCGGCCAUUCCUGAAAUCGCAGGACAGUUCUCCACGACGUCGGAAAUUCUCGAUGUUAUUAAUGCGGGUGUGCUCAUUGCGAUGGGCUUUUCGUCGUUCAUCUGGGGCCCUAUAACCAAUGUUUUUGGGCGGCGAAUUGCCUACAAUGCGGCUAUCCUGGUUCUCUGUGCCUGUUCGGCAGGUACAGCUGCGUCCAUUAAUUUGCAUAUGUUUAUUGCGAUGCGCUUGCUCAGUGGAUUUACGGGAACAUUUUUCAUGGUCGCGGGACAGACUAUCAUUGCGGACAUUUUUGAGCCGGUUGUGCGGGGAACAGCUGUUGGCUUCUUGAUGGUGGGAUCCGUUAGCGGACCUGCAAUUGGUCCUUGUAUCGGAGGUAUCAUCGUCACAUUUGCCCACUGGCGCAUCAUCUACUGGCUCCAAUUUGCCAUGACUGCACUCGGCUUAGUGCUAUCUCUUCUUUUCGUACCGAACCUAGAGACAAAGAGAGAGGACAAGCCGUCUCGUGAUCUGUCAUAUGUGCUAAGCAUGUUUAACCCGCUCCGCAUCUUCCGCCCAAUGGUUUAUCCAAAUGUUUUCCUCUCUGUAAGUUCAACUGCACCUUUCAUCUUGAUCCCUUCUGACACACGACAGCAUUUGACGUGCGGUUUAUUGGCAACAUUCCAAUAUGCUAUUCUCACAUCUGCACGCACCAUCUUUAAUCCCCGCUUCAAUUUAACUUCGCCACUAGUGAGCGGUCUCUUCUACCUUUCGCCGGGAAUUGGCUUCCUCGUUGGAAGUGUCGUGGGCGGCAAACUAUCCGAUCGAGCUGUGAAAAAGUGGAUCAUUAAGCGUGGCGGGGUCCGUUUGCCUCAAGAUCGGCUGAAUAGUGGACUCAUCACCCUGUUCUUGGUGCUACCCAUCGGGACCUUGAUAUAUUCAUGGACUCUGGAGGAAGGGGUGGGUGGUAUGCCCGUGCCUAUCAUUGCUGCAUUCUUUGCGGCUGUUGGACUCAUGGGUUCAUUUAAUGGGUUGAAUACUUACUCAGCCGAGGUUAUGCCACAAAUACGCUCCGAGGUAAUCAGUGGCAAGUAUAUUGUGCAGUAUAUCUUUGCCGCAGGGGCCACUGCGGCCGUUGAUCCUCUGAUCAAUGCGAUUGGGGUUGGUUGGACAUUUACCAUUUGUGUCUUCUUCGCCAUCAUUGGUGGUGUUAAUGUUUGGAUCAUUACGAGAUGGGGACUUGACAUACAGCGAUGGGUGGAAGAAAACUACCUCGACCAACUCGAGGCGGAAAUUCGGCGCUUGAAAGAGCAAUCGGUGACCUCGGUCACACCGGCCGAGGCUCAGCCUGCACAUGCGGAACGGUACGCCGCAGUCUUAUCCGAACGGCCAAAGUUGUCAAUGCUUAUCAGUGUGCCUAGAACUUUAUCUCGCCCAGUGGAAGCUCCAGAUGCCACAAGUAUACAAAAUCCACUCAUAGGCGAUCGUGCCUGGUUCCAUCGUUAUGACCCAUCUUCACCGCCGAUAUACAUCGGCGAAGCGGCAUGUUCGGCUUUUGCUACUCGGUUUCGUCGUUUUUUAACAGGUAACAAUGCUACAGCCCAUAUUGCGCGUACACAGUGGACGCGUGAAGAAACUAUCGCUGCUGCCGCUGCCAAUGAGGCUGACGUCCAAUGGCCCACUCUACACCAUGCCAGGCUGCUGGUUAGGAUUGCUAUUCAUCAAAUUGGAUAUUUGUAUCAUUUGAUGAUGCGCAAGGCUACGCUGGAUAAACUGGAAGAGAUAUAUCAGACCGGGGAUUUUGACUGCAAGGCCAACAAGUGCAAGUUCUUCGCCUUGUUUGCGUUUGGACAAGCGUAUUCCAUUCGUGCGGAGCCUACAUCUGGGUCUCGUGUACCGGGAACAGCUUAUUUCGCGAAGGCCAUGAGCUUAGUUCAGAUUCUUCCUGAGAGAACGAGCAUCACUCAUCUGGAGACUUUAUUGUUGCUAUCACUUUUCUCAUACUAUCUCAACCGUCGGCACUCCGCAUACGUCCUAAUUGGAAAUGCCAUGCGAAUGGGUCUUACAAUCGGAUUAAAUCAUAACAUCUCCGAAUCUCAACUCAUCGAUCCCGUGGAACGACAACACCGAAUUGAAAUAUGGUGGACGAUCUACAUCUUCGACCGCAUGUGGGGCUCCAAAAUGGGUCUCCCCAUGCAAAUCCUCGACGAAGACAUUCACGUGGACAUGCCGACGCCCAUAUCUCCACGCUGGAGACAUGAGGAAGAGUUGUCAGAUACCGAUUACAUGACUGCCAAUAUCAAACUCGCUCAGAUAGUCGGCGAAACUAUCACAAAACUCUACAGCCGACGCAAGUAUCAAGAAACAUUCCUACAGCGCGUGCAGAAACUCUUGAAGUCCUUGAAGCAUUGGGUUGAAACUUUACCUGAGAGCCUGCGGCUGAAUAUGGAGGAUCUAGAAUCUAGCAAGAAACCCCUCGUCUCAUUGCAUAUGGCGUUCAAUCAAUGCGUCAUCCUCACCACCAGACCAACACUUCUUCACCUUCUCAUCACUCUCCGCAAAGCUGGAUCUAGCAGCGCCGGCCGAGAUGAAGUCUCUCAACCUGUCUUGACGCUCAGCGAAGCAUGUAUUCAUGCAGCGCGUCAUUCCCAUUCCAUGAUUCUCACACGCUGGAUCAACGGCACGAUGCCAACAUUCGGGUAUUUCCACGCUCACUAUCUUUUCUCCUCAGCAUUAAUCCUGGCAAUGUCCAGCUUUGUGCCGAUCGGAAACCCAAAUGACAUGAGCGGAUUCGACUCAGCUCUAGAUCUGUUGCGGUCCAUGGCAGAGAAUGGAAAUCUGGCUGCUGCUGAAUUCUGUCACAACUUGGAGCAGGUGAAGGCUUGUUUGAAUACCUAUCGAGUCAAUAAUACUGAAGGGCUAAGACGGAACGAGGGAGGUGCAGAAGGCAAUUCCAAUGCUGGUACUCAGAUGAGUGCCAGUGCAGAUGGCAUUGCCGCUCCAGCGCCAGCGUCAGCCCCUGGUCCCAGUCCAAAUCUGGUACCUGUAUCAUCAACACUGGCAACAUCGUCAACAGCCUUUCCAAGUGCUCUUUCCACUGCGCCAACAGCGCCGAUGAUGCCAUCUGAGAAUGAUAUUUUAACAGCACAGUCAAGUCAUGGUACAGAUAUCUAUGCAUUGCCUUCCAGGGAUACGAUCAGUGGGUACACAACCGAAAUGGCAUUCUUGGAGCCUACCAUGCAAGACUUUCUGGCGCAGUCUGAUAUCGACCUUGGUUUGCUGCACCCCGUUGAUACAUUUUUGAACGAGGCAGAGAACUUGUAUACCUGUCAUGAGCUCUAG
Penicillium longicatenatum is the source of this 3507-nucleotide messenger RNA. RefSeq names its product transcription factor domain-containing protein. Gene Ontology annotation, biological process: transmembrane transport; positive regulation of transcription by RNA polymerase II; DNA-templated transcription. Gene Ontology annotation, molecular function: sequence-specific DNA binding; zinc ion binding; transmembrane transporter activity. The coding region runs from base 1 to 3507 and encodes 1168 amino acids. Lineage: Eukaryota; Fungi; Ascomycota; Eurotiomycetes; Eurotiales; Aspergillaceae. The transcript is spliced from 7 exons. The record is from RefSeq and is a predicted model, not a curated record. Gene Ontology annotation, cellular component: nucleus.